This is a messenger RNA of Scaptodrosophila lebanonensis, 3860 nucleotides long. RefSeq names its product tubulin polyglutamylase TTLL4 (gene TTLL4A). Gene Ontology annotation, cellular component: cilium. Gene Ontology annotation, molecular function: tubulin-glutamic acid ligase activity; tubulin binding. The coding region runs from base 361 to 3513 and encodes 1050 amino acids. The record is from RefSeq and is a predicted model, not a curated record. The transcript has 12 exons. Lineage: Eukaryota; Metazoa; Arthropoda; Insecta; Diptera; Drosophilidae. Gene Ontology annotation, biological process: microtubule cytoskeleton organization; protein polyglutamylation.
AAAUCGAUACAAAUCUACGAAAACACGAAUCUGCGAAAACAGCCAGCACGUGCUGAGCGUCUAUUUGGAAAAUACGUCAUGGUGUCGGCAGCGUGGGUGUAGAAAGGUAUCAGUUUGCGAUUGGCUUUUCUGCUUCAAUUGCUUCUCCCCACAUUCUUCACUUUGGAAUAGGCCUGUGGCAAAGUCGCUUAUCAUCGGACAAUUUGCAGCUCUCAAUUAUAUUAAGCCGCGGGACAGGUCGGAGUUUAUAUCCUUCUAAAACCUUUACAACAGUUUAAGUUCGUUUUGCGAGCAUAGCUUGUGCUAUCCGAUCUGUAUGAAGCAAAUUACGAACUUUGUAUAUGAAAAAAAAGGAUCGAAAUGCGCCAUAAUACCAAUUCCAACUUCACUCAAAACUAUAAUAAUAGUAACAGCAACAACAAUAGCAGCAACCGGCAUCAAGGAUCUUCGGCCCGCUACUGCAGCGUUGAUAGUGCAUUAAAUUUUUACAAUAAUGGUAGGAUUGCGAACGAUCAAAGGUGGUGCGGCAAAGUGUUAAUGUCGAGGAACACUCCGGAGAAAGUCGUCUCAUGUAACAGAGUAGAUUAUCAAAGCGAUGCCAAUUGCACAUUUGGUAUAAACAAAAUCUUUCUGAAUGCUCCAUCUGCCGAACGCAGUGCCUAUGCGAACCAGCAACUCCAAACGACAGCCGCACAUAAAGCUCCACAUUAUGUAGUUGGGAAUGGGGCUGGCAACUUUGAGCACUUGGAGAUGAAAUUUUCCCCCGUGUCGGCUCGUAUUCGAUUGGACAAUGAAGGAACUAAGCGUCAAGCUCGAGCUCGUACACGUUUUCGCCGGGAAAUGAGUCCUGCCUAUCACCAAACCAUUUCAAAUUCACUGGAGCCCACAUGGGAUACGAUACUCUCUGAACAUCCGUCGCCCUCUACAGAUCAACACUACGAGCAUUACUUCUCAUAUUUCUACAAUCGCGGGACAGAAACUUCUUCCAUUAUAAGACACAAUUUGAAACCAAUGAAUCGGGUUAAAGAAUCGCAGUGCAAGACCCAUAAUUCUCGGGCAGAGGUCACAAAUUUAUCAUUGUCUAACAGACGUGAUCCCUCCAAUGAUAAUCAAAACACAUUACCUUACAAGCAUGUUGUUUUGAAAGAGAAGCUCACCAACAACAAUAUGCCAUAUGAUGAAAGCGAAUGGUAUGGCGACGAUUUUAAAAAGUCCGGGCUGAUCAAAGUUGCCGGAGAGCUCGAUUUGAAAGAUUUUUACGAUAGCAAAGAACACGUCGACUGCCAGGUAGACCCACGAAUCCCGGUCCAUCGUCAGUAUGUGAGGCGCGUUGAAGCCAAUGAGUUUGGUGCUGGAGAUGCUUCGGCAGCAAACAAUAACAAUAACAUCAAGAACGACGAAUCAACGACAUGCCAGAACAGAAGAGAUUUAUCCCAGACAGCACCUCGAUUACCCUUGACUCCGAAAAGGGUCCGAGGUGGGUCUACAUCAAAAAAACUAUUGCCAACAGUACAUAGGGUCUUAUUAUACAACAGUCAAAGUCCACGAGCGUCGCGAAAACAACAGUCUAGUUCCUUUCGCUCUCAAAAUGCCAAACAGCAAUCAUCUAAAGCUCAGGCAGGAGUAUUAUCGACCGUUAUUCUAGUCGAGCCAGAUGCUAGGGUUGCACUUAACAAAAGCCCCAUUGAUUUCGAUCGUGAUGAUGAUAUAGAUGAAGACGAUGAUCUCGACAAUAUUUCGAAUUUUGACGAAUCCGAUACGGUUAGUGUCAGCUCAGACAACGAAGAUGGGUACCGAGCCCAUGCAUAUAAGUUGACUCAUUCCGUGGAUCGGUUUUCAACGCAAACCUCGCCGAGCAUUCUGUCAUCCUCCUCUGAGGAUGAUAUGAAAAACCCCGAUUCCCUACUAGUGCCGAGCCUUUUUCCUUAUGUUCCGCCCUAUUUAUCCUUCUCAUCGAACACCAAAAAAGGGCCCAAAGUGCCGGCAGAACUCCACAGAGUACUGAAGUGGCGGAUGACCAACAUAAUGCCAAAAGUCGUGCGACUUAUCUUGGCGAAUAGUGGCAUGCGAAUGCUUAAAAAAACCAACGAUUGGAUGGGGGUGUGGGGUAAACAUCUAAAAUCGCCCUGUUUCAAAACAAUUCGCUCGUAUCAAAAAAUCAAUCAUCUGCCCGGUUCGUUUCGUAUUGGACGCAAGGAUUCGUGCUGGAAAAAUUUGCAAAGGCAAAUCAACAAACACAGCAACAAAGAGUUCGGAUUCAUGCCAAGGACCUAUAUCAUUCCGAAUGAUUUGGGCACAUUGCGAAAGCAUUGGCCAAAAUACGCACAGCGGAACACUAAAUGGAUUAUCAAGCCUCCAGCCAGCGCACGCGGCACUGGCAUACGUGUUAUAAAUCGCUGGGCCCAGAUACCAAAGCGUAGGCCAUUAAUCGUACAAAAAUAUAUAGAGCGGCCGCUUCUUAUUAACGGCAGCAAAUUUGAUUUGCGUCUUUAUGUGCUCGUAACUUCGGUAAAUCCACUAAGAGUGUAUAUGUACCACAAUGGCUUGGCCCGCUUUGCCUCCGUGAAGUACAGCGCUAAAACCGACACAUUGAACGAUCGCUGCAUGCAUCUAACUAACUACAGCAUUAAUAAGUUCAGCUCGAACUAUUCAAAGAAUGAGGACGUUAACGCCUGUCACGGACACAAAUGGACUAUUAAAUCGCUGUGGACCUAUUUGGCUAAUCGCGGGGUACACACAGACUCCCUAUGGGAGGCCCUGCGAGGACUUGUGCUGCGCACAAUUCUAGCUGGGGAAAACGGCAUGAAUAGCAUGAUCAGAGCUAAUGUGGAAUCAAAAUACAGCUGCUUUGAGCUUUUUGGGUUUGAUGUCAUUUUGGACUCAGACCUUGUACCUUGGUUGUUGGAAGUGAAUAUAUCGCCAAGCCUGCAUUCCGAAUUGCCACUGGAUGCGCACGUGAAAGCUCCUUUGGUUCAAGGUGUUCUUAACACCGCACUAUACAAUGUACCACCUAAACUAACCCAAGAAAAGCAAAAGGAGCUAGCCGCCGAGUACUCGUUCCCACCAGAAACACCACUGUGUUAUGAUAAACGAUUAUAUAUUAAUUAUUUGUCUCGCGAUGAAAAGGCCAAACACAAUACUUUCACACGCAAAUCAAUGGAGCACAGAGAAGAGUACAUUGAUUCGAUCUUGCAAACUCUUACACCCGACGAUGUGCGUUGCCUGAUAAUCGCUGAAGACGAAUUGGCGCGAUGCGCGCCGCUAGAGCGAAUUUUUCCAACAGAUCGGACCCACAAAUACCUCAAAUACAACGACAGCCCGCGCUACUAUAACCGCCUACUUGAUGCAUGGGAGUCGCGUUACGCCAACAACCGCAUCGAAGGCAUCGCUCUCUUGCGGAGCUAUUGUCAAAAUAAAUACCAUCUGCAAGUUCCAGCGCCCCCUGCGAAAAAGGUCUCGAACGCUAGUGGCGACCACAUUAGCGUCAAUACAGAGAUGCCAGUGCACACCUAAAGGAAUCAUCCAGUGAAGAUACCAAAGUUUUGGAUAUUUAUACUGAAAAACCAUGUCUUGCCGGCGCAGAAAAUGAAAAAUAUCCAUUUAUUUUACGUAUAUUAUUUAUGUUAUUUAUAUUUUUCGAUUUCGGAAAGACUGGACGAAUUCUGUAAAGCUGCCGAUGUAAAUUAGGUAUUUAAAUAAGAAAUGCAUUAGUUCGAUAUCUAAUCAAUUCUUUGUAAGCUAGUAGUUAGUCAGUCAGUCCAUCUUAGUAAAUCUAUUAUGUAUAUAUUUGUAUCUACAAGUAUACCCAAAUUUAAGUGUUCAAAAUGUAAUAAAAACACUGUUAGUGGAUUAUUGAAAAA